Molecule: messenger RNA, 3096 nt
Organism: Micropterus salmoides (largemouth bass)
Lineage: Eukaryota; Metazoa; Chordata; Actinopteri; Centrarchiformes; Centrarchidae
Gene: glyctk
Product: glycerate kinase
Exons: 5
Coding region: 1335-2909 (524 amino acids)
Biological process (GO): protein phosphorylation
Cellular component (GO): cytoplasm
Molecular function (GO): glycerate kinase activity
Source: RefSeq, a predicted model, not a curated record
ACCUGGUAUUAAACGACUUUUUUUCCUGUUAUAGGCCUAUUUAUUUAACUGCUAGAGUCGGUUUAAAAACAAAAUCAGUUCGAUAAAAGUUUAGCCACCAUUUUGACCUGUAAACAUCAGCUCGCCUCGAUAACGUUACGUGUGGAGCACAAGAGAUAAGGUACGCAGCAUAAAAUAAACUCUACUCUAAAAAUAUUGAGAUUAUACAGCAAGUGGUACCAUAGUACAAGUAUUAUGUACUUGUAAUAUGGGUAAUGUGGAUAAACUCACUAUAUCACUAUCUAAUUAAUACAGUUUCUGGAAAAUGAUUAAUAGAUAUAACCACAUGAGAAUGGCUUAUUUGGCUCAAACGAUACAUGACAAAUCUUCAAAUUGGUGCAUUGGCUGAUGAUUUUACAUUCAAUGUAAUUUGCUUGACCUGUCAUUUCUACAAGUGAGGGUACAAUGCACACUACCAUAUGCCUCACUGAGAUGUUUGGUUUUCAAAAGGAGAAGGUUUUCACAACUUGUUUAUUUCCACAAUAAGAAAACAUGCAUUGCAGUGUAAAAAUAGAAGAAAUAAAUGUGCAUUGUCCAAAAAAAGCUAAGCUAAAAAUUAUAUAUAUAAUAUUAUAUUCCAUGAUAUUAUUAUAUUUUGAAUUGUCACCUGCCACCUGAAUUGUGUUUCCCUUUAUAUAAAUAAAGACAUUUCCACCAGAAAUUGGUGUAGAAAAUUUCACCAGAAUGCAGGAAAUUAUGUUUAAUGCCCAAAAUUUUCUUGGGGAGGAGCCCCAGACCCCCCACUCAUAUAUUUCUGCAUUUCAUAUUUCUUCAAAGUAGUCCUCAAAUUUGUACUUGUCCUGUUCUUGUGAAUCCAAUAUUGUGCUUUGCCACGUCUCGUGUAUCAUCACAGCACUAAUCUGAGCCCUUACUCCACAACUUUUCAACACAAAGUGACGCCCUUGGUAAACUAGCUUAAGUUUGUGCACCAUUUGAAUUACUGCAGCAUGAAUGGCUCCCAAGUCUGUCAGAUACUAUGCUCAUGAAUUUAAACACUGUGUUCACUGUUGUACGAAUGUCUGGUAUCACUGAGAACUCUUUUUUGUUCACCCAGUCUACAGACUACUAGACAGAAUGUAGCUGGGUGGUCAGUGGUUUGAUGUGUCCUGUGGUCCAUUCAAGUCAAUCAUUACACACAGGGUACACAAGUAGAGUCGGUCUCUGGUCAGAUCUUUGCUACACUGCCUGACUGCUGAGCUGGAGCACACAUAACAGUCUUCCACAGGAAUCCACAGGCCUUAUAUCCGAUUUACAACCUUCACAGGCAAUUUCUGCUCAGACCCACUGAACUUUCCAUGGCCCGUGUUCUUUCCCUGGUCCGGCUUCAGCCUUUUCUCACCCUUGUGGGCAGGAGAAAACCUAUGCCAUGCACAAUGUCAAUGGACUCAAGGGCACGUGGGGUGUUUGCAGCUGCAGUGGAAGCUGUGCAGCCAGACACUGUGGUCCGGCAGAGUAUAGAGCGCAAGGAGGACUCAGUUGUUAUCUGUGGUCGCAAAUUCACACUCCAACACAAUCUGCACUUGGUGGGCUUUGGAAAAGCUGUACUGGGUAUGGCUGCCGAGGCUGAGAGGAUUUUGGGGGAUCACUUAGUAAAAGGAAUAAUAAGUGUGCCACAUGGGAUUCAGCAGACAUUACAGCAUCAUGGGAAAAACCAUCUGUUGUUAAAAGAAAACAGCCACAUUAAAGUAAUGGAGGGAGCUAAACACAACUUGCCUGACACUGAUGCCCAGAAGGCAGCUGAAGGGAUCAAGCAGUUAGCGAAUGAACUGACGGAGAAAGACUUGCUGCUUGUACUGAUUUCAGGUGGAGGCUCUGCACUAUUGCCUGCGCCCAUCCCACCAAUCUCGUUGCAAGAGAAACUUGAUGUUACCCGCAAACUUGCCGCUGCUGGUUCCACCAUUCAAGAGCUGAACACUGUGCGGCGCGCCCUGUCUUUCUUAAAAGGUGGAGGGCUUGCACAUUGUGCUCACCCUGCCCAGGUGAUUGCACUGAUAUUGUCCGAUGUAAUUGGGGACCCUCUGGACUUGAUAGCCAGUGGCCCCACAGUGCGGAGUGAGGUGUGGCCUGAAGAAGUUUUGUCAGUUUUUGAACGUUACAAGCUGUUGAACUUUCUACCAGCCUCAGUAAAGGAAGUCCUUGGAAGACCAAGUCCCCGGUGGAGGGAGAAUACAGAUGAAUCUAACACAUUGGGACAUGUUCUCAAUGCUGUGAUUGGCUCCAACAGUGUUGCCCUUCAGUGUGCUGGUCGCCGGGCCCGAGAGCUAGGUUUCCGUCCUGUUGUGCUGGCACCAGGAGUGUGUGGUGAUGUAAGGGCAGUCUCCAGACUUUAUGGCCUCUUGGCCCACUUUGCCUGUUCUCAAAAGGAACCUCCUCCCGAGAUUGCCGCUGAGUUGCUGAGGCUGGGGCCUGAAGUAGGAGUGGAGAGCUGGGACCUCUGCCGUACCAUGCAGGUCUUGGAUGAAGGGCGUACGGAAGGAUGGGGCGCCACGUGUCUUUUAGCUGGAGGUGAGCCCACUGUGGAGCUGACAGGCAAGGGUCGAGGUGGUCGAAACCAGGAACUGGCCCUGCGAGUGGGACUGGAGCUGAGAGGCCUGGGACUCCCGCCUAAUGGUCCUGUUUUCCUGAGCGGUGGAACUGAUGGUCAAGAUGGACCCACUGAGGCAGCAGGGGCCAUUACUGAUGGGGGGUUGUAUGAAGAGGCACAAACACAGGGGUUGGACAUCGACAACUUCCUUACCAACAAUGAUUCUUACACUUUUUUUACACGUCUUUCUGCUGGGCAGCGAUUACUUGUACCUGGCCUAACCUGCACAAAUGUGAUGGAUGUGCACUUGCUACUUAUCCCACCAAUUCCCGUUAACAUAAGAUAAUUCCAAAGCACACAGAAUAAAAUGAGUUAAGUAUUAUCCGUCUGACUUGUAUUGUACUACCUGUUUUGUUUUUUUUCAACGAUAGUUUUUUUUGGCCCAUUUAUGUGAAACGCUUUGUAAAUCUACACGAAAGACUGAUAUUGCAAUUUAAAAUUCAACCAAGUAUAUGAUAGGAUUGGAAUAAAAA